Messenger RNA from Papilio polytes (common Mormon), 2816 nucleotides. RefSeq names its product peptidyl-alpha-hydroxyglycine alpha-amidating lyase 1-like. Bases 117 to 1442 code for a protein of 441 amino acids. Gene Ontology annotation, molecular function: protein binding. NCBI's taxonomy places the organism in Eukaryota, Metazoa, Arthropoda, Insecta, Lepidoptera, Papilionidae. The record is from RefSeq and is a predicted model, not a curated record. The transcript has 8 exons. Gene Ontology annotation, cellular component: extracellular region.
GCAUACGUCACCAAACGUCAGUCAUGAUAAAAUUUGAUAAGAAUUCAUUUACUUGUUGAUGUUUAAGAAACUGCAUUUUAAAUAUUUAUAAGGUUUAAAUAAUAAAUAUACUUACGAUGAAAUCUCUAUCAUGUACAGGUGUAUCGAAUGUUGUAAAUAUUGUAUUAGUAUUAGUGUUAAACUUUAUCUACACUUCAGCACGAAGGGUACCUGUGAAUGAUUACUAUGGUUUGUACGAACAUCAUCAGCCUCAAUUUGCUGCAGCAAUAGAAAAGUUAGAACAUGAACCAAAAUGGGUGGAAAACUGGCCAGAUGCAUCUAUUACUAUGGGUCAAGUAUCUGGAGUUGCUUUGGACAACUCCGGUCUACUUCUAGUGUUCCAUCGUGGGCCUAACAUAUGGGGCGCCAGUACAUUUAGUGAUAGAAAUGUGUACAAUGGUAUUGGAGAAAAGCCUAUACCAGAACCAACAAUCCUGGUGAUAAAUGACACUGGAGAAUUGGUUGAUAAAUGGGGAAAAAAUCUCUUCUACAUGCCUCAUGGUAUCACAGUUGAUGCUGUAGGUAAUGUGUGGUUGACUGAUGUGGCUCUACAUCAGGUCUUCAAGUUCACACCUGACCAGCGGGACAAACCGGCUAUGGUGCUCGGAGAGAAAUUCGUGCCCGGCGACGAUGAGAGCCACUUCUGCAAGCCGAGCGCGGUGGCGGUGAUGUCCAGUGGGGAGUUCUUUGUAGCAGAUGGCUAUUGCAACACUAGGAUCAUAAAGUUUGCACCCGACGGCACGCGGAUACUGCAGUGGGGGAAACGGUACGGGGAUUCCCCGUUCGUGUUCAAAGUGCCGCACGCCUUGGCGCUGGCGGAGGAGCGCGGCGCGGUGUGCGCGGCGGACCGCGAGCGCGGCCGCGUGGCGUGCUUCCGCGCCGACAACGGCACCUACCUCGCCGCCUACUCCAGCUGGCUCAUCGGAGACCGGCUCUUCAGCGUCGCCUACGCGCCCGUACAUGGCGGUCGUUUGUACGUAGUGAACGGCCCGAGCGGCGGCGCGCCGGUGCGCGGCUACGUGCUGGAGUACGAGUCGGGGCGGCUGGUGGGCACGUUCGCGCCCGCGGGCAAGUUCUCCAACCCGCACGACGUGGCCGUGUCGGCGGACGGCGCGCGCCUCUUCGUGCCCGAGCUCGACCCCUACCGCGUCUGCAAGUUCGUGGACGACACGCCGCGCAACGCCUCCGACACCGCGCCGCGCGCCAAGCCCACCGCCACCGUCGAAAUGUCAGGGUCUAGCGCAGUGUCGAUGGGCGCGGUGGGCACGUGGGGCGCGGUGUCGGGGGCCAUGGGCGCAGCGCUAGGCGCGGUGGGCGCGGCGCUGCUCGCCCUCGGCGCCCUCGCCCUGCUGCGCGCCAGGAACCGCGGUAAGGAGGUGGAGGCUGAGCCCCUCGUGCAGUAAUUACACAUAUGCACUCACUACACACGCUAAAACGAUUUUUUCUGUAACUCGACUACCGCGAACGUAGCUGACUGUACACUCGCCUCAAGUACACUGAGCCACUGUCUUGUACAAUGUAAAUGGCCAGAUACGAAAUAUUGUAGCAUUUACUUGAAAGGAUUGGGUACUUGGUUAUAAAUCGCUAACCAUCAAAAGGAAUUGUGAUAAGAAGUAAGUUUUAAUAUUCUAUGCAUAUGAAUAAUAAUUUAACAAAAAUAAUACAUUUUAUAACGAUGUGAUAAAAUAAAAUGUUUUGUAAUAAUACAUUCCAGUGAAUAUGAGUAUAUAGUAUAGUUUUUUGCUACUAUUAUAGAUAAUUUUAAUUUGGUAGGUUUACAAUUAAUUUUUAAAAUUAUAUCUAUACACUAAACAGUAUAUACCCUUUAUUUAAUAGAUUAUGAAAAUAGUUUCAUUAUUUAAUUCGUACUGAACAAAAUAAGACUUACAUAUUUAUUUAAUUAUAUUAAGUUUAAUUAGGUCUUUCCCUUUAGUCCAAUUUUAGAUUUUAUAAAGCAACAAGAGUAGUGUUUUAUUUUUUAUAUAAUGUACAUCUUGCACACAUUCGUUAUAUCAAAACACUUUAUAUUUAAAACAGAGAUAUCUGUCGUCUUUAGAUCAUGUCUUUUUACGAAGAAGUUAUAUGUAUUAGAGAGAACUUUUUUAUUUAUUUUACCAGUGUAUAAAUAUUUUUUCGUGUGCAAUAUUGAAGUUAACUAUGUCAGAGACAGUCAACUAGUUUUACUAGUUUUACGCUGUACUCACUGGUGAUACAUUCACAAAAAAAAUUGUGAUUUUUUUAUGGAGGUUUUUUCUGCAGAGGUCACACUGUUAUUUCACUAAUUAUUUUUAGUAUAAACUUUUAGUAUAUAGGAAUCGAGGUACAUAAAUUUAACAUGAUCAGUAAAAAGUAAAUGCAUACAUAUUUUGACUUCCUGUGAUCUUUGUAAAUGUGUUUUGAACAUCAUCGUGUUUUUACUGCUGAAUUACUGGUAUAUGAUUUAUAUUGCCAUCUCUUUCAUUCCACUUUAAAAAAAAUCUAAUUAUUUUUGUACAGGUUAUUCGGCAGUUGAAUCUUGCGAUUAGUUUACUUUAAGACUAUUCUAUGGGUUUCUGAAACGUCACAAAUAUUUAAUUUAAUUUUCAUCUGAUCUGAAGUCUUUGAUCUGAUUUAUUUUUGUAUGUUUUUUGUCCGGUUCUAAAGUGAUUUCUUUUUAGCCUUAAUUGUCAUUUUAUUAUUUUAUUUAUCUGUUGUGAUUUGUUUUGCACUGUUUAUUUCUCAUUUAUUUUUAUGUUUCUGUAAUUUGUAAGAUGUGACAAUUGUAUUAUUGAAAAAUA